Pantherophis guttatus is the source of this 1156-nucleotide messenger RNA. RefSeq names its product iron-sulfur cluster assembly 2 (gene ISCA2). Gene Ontology annotation, molecular function: 4 iron, 4 sulfur cluster binding; iron ion binding; 2 iron, 2 sulfur cluster binding. The record is from RefSeq and is a predicted model, not a curated record. Gene Ontology annotation, cellular component: mitochondrion. NCBI's taxonomy places the organism in Eukaryota, Metazoa, Chordata, Lepidosauria, Squamata, Colubridae. Gene Ontology annotation, biological process: iron-sulfur cluster assembly.
GCGAAGAGUUGAUGUGUUAACUACAGUCCUCCCUCCAGGCUCCAGCCUUGAUAUGAUGGGGGUGGAUGGAGGGAGAGGAGUUAAUCUGUUUUUCAGUAUUUCCCAUCGUGUAGGCAAGCAGCCUUUCCAGUUCGUGAGUCAUAAUAACUCGUUCCUAAGCAGUCAAAAAGGCAGCCCUAAGAAGGAUUUGGGCAUUUUUGUCCCUGCUUGUGAACCGCUUUGGUCUGGCUUUUCAUGUCAAAAAGGGUUGGGGAUCUCAGGCAUAGAAAUAACUCUUGUUUCUUAAUAGUUACUAUUAGAUAGAAAUUAAUAGAUGUAAAACCCAUAAAGCUUGAGCUCUUUAGUUGCAUCUUCUUGAACACCCAAGCUUUUAUAGUGCGAUGUGUAUGUCCUGCUAUGUACAAAAUGGACUGUUCUCUUGCUAUCUGGCAGUUAAUGACAAGUCCGUUCUGUGCCAUGGAAAACAGAGCUUGUAUGUCAAGGAUAAGAACACAGUGGAUAGCAUCCUCUGCCUCUGGAGAAACCCAAACUUAUUCUAGUAAUGGGCAGAUCUAUCUCAGUGAGAGCUGCGUGAAGAGGCUGUUGGAGAUUGCAGAAGGGUCUGAAUUUCUCAGGCUGCAGGUAGAAGGAGGUGGUUGUUCAGGUUUCCAAUACAAAUUUUCCUUGGAUACAGUUGUCAAUUCUGAUGACAGAGUGUUUGAGAAAGGCGGUGCCAGAGUGAUUGUGGACUUGGACAGCUUAAACUUCGUGAAAGGAGCAAUGGUGGACUUCAACCAGGAGCUAAUUCGCAGCUCGUUCCAAGUAGUGAACAAUCCACAGGCAGAACAAGGUUGUUCUUGUGGGUCAUCUUUCUCAGUUAAACUUUGAUCGAACUACUCCGUAUGGACUGAAUGAUGAAGAAAAAUUCCCUUUUUUUUUUCCUGUUUUCCAGUUCAGCUGAAUAACUGGCUUAGUGUGUGGUACUGCAUGAUGAAAGAAACUAUCUUAGCCAAGACUCAGUUAAGAACUGAUUUACCCAAGCCUGAAUGUAAAAUGAAUUAAUCUCAUUUGGUAUCUGUGAGUCUCCAAGUUUUUGUUUAAGAGGGCAGAUCUAAGCAAUCAGCUUCUGCUCUAAUGUCAUGAACUAUUUAUUUAUUAAAAUCUUUUCUGAUUUUUA